CCAUUUUGUUGAUAGAUCCAUGACGAUGACAUGACGAACUAUAAAUAAAGCUAUUUUGCAAUGUUCCUCCACGCCACAGCAACCGGAAAAUGUUAUUUGAAACCACAAAGAAACUCUUCCACGUUGGAAGCUGUCCAUAGCAGUUUCACCACGCCGUUACUUCGCUGUUUGCUGCAAUGGYGUCCUUUCUCAAAGCAGUCAAGAUGAUCGGUAUUAACGUCGACAAUUGUCCAGGGAACUGUAACGACAGAGGUUCUUGUGUGGCUGGAAACUGUAUUUGUGAGGUCCGAUACAGUGGYGGAAAUUGUACAGAGUCCAAUAUGGGAUACAAUGUUGGAUUUGGCCUUACGUUCUCAAUACUAUGYGUUGUAUCGUUUAUUCAGUUGGUUUUAUGUAUCAAGUCAGAAUUUCAAAAGUUAAAACGACCAUCCAUAGCCAAAGCUUGCAGACCUACUGUCCAGAAGAUGGUGUACAUUUGUAUGAUUAUUGCUUGUGGUUCAAGGGGAGUUUACCAUUCAAUUCAGGAACACUUACCAGGAUGGCUGGCUCCCAAUCUGUAUAGUGUAUAUUAUCCAAUAAUUAUGUCAGGAUUCUCACUUAUUAUUUGCUUCUGGGCAGAAACAUUUCAUGUGGAGGGUUUACGUCUAGACAAACCAAGAUUCCUCACUAAGUCGUCCAUUGGUUUUAUCAUAUUCAAUGUCUUCAUCUAUCUGGUUCUUCUCGUGCAGGUCAUAACAAUAGAAGUAACUGAUAGCAACACAAAGGCAUAUCUUCACAAUGUCUUCAGUGGAAUCUUUGCAUCUUUAAUGUUCYUGGUUCUGAUUUUCUUCUUGAUAUAUGGAGUGGAGCUUUAUUACAUGGUCCGUGGGGCGUUUAUUACCCGACCAGCCAAUAAUGUUGAUUGUGCACAAGUUACAAUGUCAAGACUAGGACUUGUAUCCCAAGCAGUAUUCCAGCUCYUGACAACRCUGUACCUGAUGGGCGAUGUGAUGGGGAAAGUAUGGAAAGACAGCCUACCUGUAGACAUGAGAAAUAUGCUAGAAAUCUUGUUCAGAGUGUUUGAAGUGGCAGUAGCAUUAUGGUUUCCUUGUUGCUUUUGGAACUAUUGUUGGAUAUGUUAUGACAAUGAUCGACCAGAUGAUAUGAUAUACCCUUGUCAGUGUAAGGGUGAUGUCGCUGCUGUCCAUCAUGACUGCUUGAGACGAUGGCUACUGGAAUCAUGUUCAAAUGAAGGACCAAGAUGUAAAGUAUGUGAUCAGGAGUAUACAGUAAAGAUAUCCCGUGUAUGGCUACCAAGUGGCUUAAAUAUCAGAUAUUGGUUACAGACAAUCACUGUUCUCGUUGUCAUGGUAACAUCGCCAAUAGGUGCAUAUAUGCUGUGUUUAUCAAACGUCGUCACAGCGUGUAAAGUCCUUUUCCUUGGCGUAGCCAUUUUACUUGAAUAUUUAUGUAUGAGAUUGCUUGGGUUCAAUAUGGUCGGUGCCUAUCGCCGAGCUCGUUUAAUAGCCAUUACCAUUAUUGGCCAUAAUAAGCCUGGACAAGUUACACAAGCAGAAGAUGAGACGCCAUCCACGUCAACUGCGUAAUGCACAUAUCAUAUAUCAUACAUCACAUCAUAUCAAGACUUCUUGUCAUUGCACAUGAAAUGAUCAAUAUGAUCCAAUGGGAUUAUGAUUUGAUUGCAGGAUUUGGAUGAUAAUAAUUUAAACAUGGCUAUGCAUGCAACAGAAGCAAAUGCCUCAUCUAAUUAUUAUUUACAGGGUUAGGGGAUGAUGACAGAUGCUAUUCCUCAUGUUAAAUUAUGCCUCUUUUGAAUUUAAAGUAGUCUCCUUUGCAGCUAUACCCUUUUGUCAGGCUUCCUGGGACAGACAGGAAGUCCAUCAAAAGAGUACGCUGUGAAGGAGACUAAAUUAAAGUASAUGACUGCUUAUUUAAUUGACACAGACUCAUAGCACAGAGACUGUAAAAUCAAAAGAUAGAAAGCACUAAAAAAUGUCAUUACAAUAAUUGUUCUUGCAUGUAACAAUUUUCAUUUUUUAUCCUCUCUGAAUUGAGGUCAGUGCUGUAUUCCCAAUAGAACUGGGGCGGGUUGUUGAAAGACAGAUUAGCAUUAAUCCAGGGUUAACUCCAUAGGAUUUCUAAGAGUAAAUGCAGUAUUAGCAGUAAUGGAGCUUUAAACCUAGAGGAGGACAGCUACAAGUAUUUGAAAUGCUAGGUUUUAGAGAAAAUGUGAUUUCUGGACCAUUGACAACAAUCUUUCCUGAGGCAAAGAUCUUUUUUUGUAAUAAAGGUAUGUGUCAGUAGGGUCUGCUGUCAAAACAAACAACAACAACAUUGAACAAGAACAAAAAAAGAAGCAAAAACUAAGCGAAAAAACAUUUUUCAGGAAAAAGCAAGGUAUCUUGGUGAUAGCAAAAACUCCUUAGUAGUGCAAAACUACAGUAACAUUUCUUUUUUUAUUGGAAUGGAAAUACAAUGUAUAUACUAAACAAAAAUAUCUAUAUUUUUAGAAUGUAUUUAUUAACUGAUUGCAUGGUGCCCUGUGAAACUAUUUCACUGAUAACUGAUAAGUUGCAUGUCAAGAUCUUUGAUUUCUUUGAGGCUACUUGGAUGAAAAAUGGCAAAACAUUGGGAAAUCACAAAAUUGUUUUGGAAUUUUGGCAAGUUCUUUCCUUUUUUUCCCCUUUUGUUCAAUUUUUGAGGCAAAUUUUCUAUGCUUUUGUAUAACUCUAUUGAUAAUAUAACGUUUUUAAAAUAGGUAUAAAUUAGUCAUUUAUUUGAAUUAUGUGGCAUUUUGAAAUUGGAGCUUUUUUCAUGCAAGUAGCACUUUUAAAWAAUGUUUGACCUGUAUUAUCAUGGCAUAAAAAAUGAAAUCUGACCACAAGUAAUGAAUACUAUGUGUGUAUAGCAUUACUGGUCAUUAUGGGAUUGUGUAGUAACUUGUCACAAGUUAGCUAAUAUUCUCUAAACAUUCUAAAUCUAACCAAGCUGCAUAUGACAUUAUUAUAGGGUCUCGAGGAYGACAGGGUUGUGUUUUGAACUCUGAUUGAUGAAUGUUCAAUACGAUUUACCUGUAAUGAAUACACACAAUGAUGGACCAAUAGAGAAACCUUAAAAUUAUGCACUUUUACAACUUCAUGAAGAGGGCUGGCACUUGGCCCUUUUGCAAUGUCCAUAUACAUGUAUUCAAUAAUCACGGAAUGCUGUAAAAUAGCCAAGUUUGAGUCAUUUUAAUCUUUACCAAGUAUGAUGGCUUCCUUUUUCCAUGUCAGUUGGCAUGCAGAAUGCAAAGAUACUGAUUUAUUUAACAAACAUUGUUUGUAUAAGUUACAAUAUACCAUUACCAUCUUAUGCCAUGGCAAUACAGCCGCUAUGCAGGCUAUACAGCCACAAAAGAGGAGAGGAUCAGCACAAAACAAUGUACAUAUAUAAAUGACAAAUGCUAUAUGUACACAAGAAUAUAAAUUUGACUUAUAAAUAGAUUAAUUUUGUUAAUUUGGAUGGUGGGGAUUGAUUUCUUAUAUAUGAAUAGAUAAAUAAUUAUGAUUUUCCAUUUAUUAUGGUUUCAAAAAUAAAUGUUCCAUAAAGAAUG
Molecule: messenger RNA, 3592 nt
Organism: Exaiptasia diaphana
Lineage: Eukaryota; Metazoa; Cnidaria; Anthozoa; Actiniaria; Aiptasiidae
Exons: 14
Coding region: 177-1586 (469 amino acids)
Molecular function (GO): zinc ion binding
Source: RefSeq, a predicted model, not a curated record